CGCGCGUGCACACCGAAGGGGCUACUGUAGAGCCGAUUUUCGAUGUUUAUGAGGUCCUACUAAAACUGUGUUGAAGAUGCCUACUGACAAGGCUCAAGAAUCUCCUAGGAGUCUACAGCACUUAUCUUUUAAAACGACAGAUAAAUCCAGAUCUAAAGUGCUGGCCCCCCGAAAUCCAAAACUGGUUAAGCGGGAUGGAAGGAAAAUAAAGUUAAGUCCUUCUACUUUUAUGCAAGAAAUGGCCCAGACUACAGAACAGAGGUUAGCAAAUACUCAUGAGAUGUAUCCACCGCCAAUCCUUGAGCUUUUUGAUAUGAGUGAAACUACUCAUCAGAAGUUUUCCAUGGUGGAUGUAGACCAACCCUUAUUCCAGCCAUUCCCAUCUGAGAUCUGGUUUCAGAAUUAUGCACCAUGUGAAACAUAUGACUUCCCCUUAGCUUUAAGGAACAAUGAUAAGAUUCCACGGCUUGUUAAAGUCAUCCAGGAGGAUUCUCCCUACUUCAAAGUUGUCAGCCCACUGGACGUGUGUAACAAAGUGGCUCCAGGAAUGGCAUCGAUUUUCCACAUUUUAUUUACUCCAGAAGAGAACAAGGAUUAUACCCAACAGCUAUUAUGCAUCACUGAACGAGAAAAAUUUGUGAUACCAGUAAAGGCCAUCGGAGCCCGUGCCAUCUUGGACUUUCCCGAUCAGCUUAACUUUUCUAACUGUCCUGUGAAGUGCUGUUGUCAGAAAACACUUCUUGUGCGCAACAUUGGAAACCGUGAGGCCAGGUUCACCUUAAGCACACAAAGUCCUUUCUCAGUGGACCCUGUCAUGGCAACUCUUGGAAUUGGAGACAGUAUGCAGGUGACAGUGGAAUUUCUUCCUAAAUGGAAUGGUGAUCACAGUGAAGAUCUCAUUUUGCACUAUGACACAGGUGAAGAUAUUUAUAUCGCCUUGUACGGCGCAGCAUCAGAUGUAAAUGUUCGGCUCAAUAAAAGCUCUGUCAUAAUCGAGAAGACGUAUGUGUCCUUGACUAAUCAGAGAUCACUGACCAUUUACAACAGGAGUGAUAUAAUAGUUCACUACAAAUGGAAGUCUUUGGCCACACAAGAAGAAGAGGAUGAAGAAAAAACGAGGUUAACUUCAGAUCUACAGAGGCAGGAGGAGACUGAAAUGGACCGCUUCCUAGAAGAGUGUAACGCAGACCCCACCCUACGAGAGAGAAUCUCUGUCCUUUCUAGAACUUUCCAGAAUCAGUUACGAAAACUACAGGAAAAGCAAAUGAUUUUCACUGAUGAUGUUUUCUCAAUGGAACCUGCGGAGGGUGAGAUAUGGCCAAAUUCUACUGCUGAAGUGAAUAUUCUCUUCAAGCCAAAAGAAGCAAAAUUGUAUCAGCAAAAUGUGUACUGCGACAUUACAGGUCGAGAAGCACGUCUAUCUCUCCGAAUUAAAGGGGAAGGCAUUGGUCCUAAACUUGUUUCCAGCUUUGAUAAACUGGAUAUGGGAAACAUUUUUGUUGGCUCCAAGCACAGCUAUGAGGUACUUCUUGCUAACAAAGGGGACAUUGAUGCAAUUUUCACCUUGGUACCUCCAGUCUCUGCCUUAGGGGCCUGCUUCACCUUUAACCCUAGUGAAGGGAUUGUCCUUCCAGGUGGCUUUCAGGCCAUCCAUGUUAACUUCUCCUCAGGUAUUCUCGGGGACUUCCAGGAGGAUUUUCAGUUCUCUGUAGACAGCAGUCCGCAGAAUAUAUCCAUCACUUUCAGGGGAUGUGUCAUCGGCCCCACAUUUCAUUUUAAUAUACCCGCUUUGAAUUUUGGGGAUGUGCCCUAUGGUUUUCCUCAGACCUUAAAUUGCUGUCUGAAUAACACAUCUUUAGUACCCAUCAUGUUUAGCUUGCGCAUCCCAGGUGAUGGCUCUGCAGAUACAAGCAUGACAAGCACAACUCAGGUUGCAGACAUGAGCCGAACCAGUUGGAGAAGCAAUUCCCAGGCUUUAAAUUUAAGAGAGUUCACUGUCACCCCAAGCAGAGGAACCAUUCGAUCACUAAGCCUGAUGGAUGUGGAGGUGACUCUUUGUUCCAACACUGUCAAACAGUAUGAGGUGGCAUUAGUGGUAGAUAUUGAAGGUGUUGGGGAGGAAGUUUUGGCUCUUCCAAUUCUUGCCAGGUGUGUUAUCCCUCCCCUGCGCCUGGUGAGCCCAGUUUUGGAGUUUGGCCGAUGCUUUCUUGAUUACCCAUACCACCACGCCAUUAAGGUGGCUAAUGACAGCCGUUUGCCAGCAUGUUGUGGUCUGCUUCCUCAGGAAUAUGAUGAACAUCCCCCCGUGCUGUACUCAAGCUCAGAAUCACGGGGUAUAGUCCAGCCCAACUCUACAUUGAACAUUCCACUGGUUCUACUGGCCAAGAUGGUGGGCAAACUGGACAUUGUGGCAAACAUUGCUAUUUUUGGCAGUGAAGAUUUACCACUUAAGGUACGGUUGGCUUGCAUCGGAGAAGGACCUGUAGUGCAUGUCAGUUCCAUGGAGGUGGAUUUUGGGAAUAUUCCAGUACUGAAGGAUGUGUCCAGAACACUAAAACUUUCAAAUCAGUCUCCAAUUGCAGCAAGUUACCGAGCAAAAAUGGUCAGCAGCAGAUCCUUAUGGAGAGUUGAACCCUGUGAAGGUGUGGUGCCACGAGAAGGAGAGACUGAGAUCAGCCUUGUAGCCAAUGUAGAUGACACGGUGCGUUUCCAGGACAAGCUUCACCUUAUUAUUGAAAACAGCCAGACCCACACUAUUCCAGUUGCAGCAACGGGGACGGGCACCACCAUUGUUUCUGACAAACCGCUUGCUCCAGCAGUAAAUUUGGGUGCUCAUUUCAGCUCUGGGUUGUGCCAGUACCACUUCAGGCUCACUAACAUGGGAAGGCGCUGUCACCAGCUUUAUUGGAUGACUGAGGGAUUUACUUCAUUCCGCAGGCGGGGGCCAUCCCCUCAGAGGAGUACAAAGAACAGUAAAUCUAAAAACUCUAGGAACACGGAAAACGGUCCUAAUCCAGUUUUUAAACUACACCCAAUGAGAGCUGAGCUUUAUCCAGGGCAGUCAAUUAACAUGGUGCUGGAGGGGUCUUCAGAGAUUCCGAAGGUUGUAAAGGAGAGGUUAAUUUGCCAAGCCAUCAUUGGAAAGCAGUCUGGAAAGGAGCAGAUUAUGAUGGUGGAUGUUACCUGCCACUUUAUUGCACCGGUCCUUGAUGUGUCAGCCAAACAAUUGAGUUUUUACCUGGAAAAGCACCCUGGUCAGGAGCUGAAGCCACAAUACAAGGCCCUUCUGCUGAGGAACGUUUCUUCAUUGUUGCUCAACAUGCAGCUGAUUCUGACUGAACCCUACGCUAUUUGUGACACGGAGGCUGAUUAUCUGCUUUGUACAUCUAAGAUGGUGAACCUUGGAGUGGGUGAAGAGUUCCACCUAAAUAUUCGAUUUGAUCCAACCUAUCACAAGGACAAACACAGCUGGGUAGCAGAGGAAUCCCUUACCAUUCAGUAUCUUGAGCAUCCUCAAAGGGACUAUGUGUCCCUAAAUGGAGUGGUCCAUUACCCCAACCUGCAUUUCUCCAGCAUGGAAGUCAAUUUUGGCUGCAUUGUCAAUGACACGGCAGUUUCCAGAACGGUAGAGAUGUCUAACAGUAGCCCUCUCCCUGUGAAAUACUUCUGGAGUUUAUUUGAAGAUAAUGGCCAAGACCAGAUCAGGGAUGUGGACUUGCAAAAGCUGACACUAAAGAAGGCUGAAGACUCAAGAAGUGAGGGAGAGAAGUCAGAUACAAAAGAAAACGAUGGGACCGCAUCUCCUAAAGAUCCGUCCCCUCGAAUUCACACCCUCAGCCUGCUCAAGGAGAAAGUCCUAUAUGGUGGUGACAACAUACUGUCCUUAUAUCACAGUCAGGAAUUUGCUCACAUGCCUUUCCAUCCAGAGCAGAAUGGGCCAGAUACAGACCACCAGGUGUUUGAUGUUUUUCCCGUAUAUGGAACUUUAGAACCCAAUGAAUCUCAGCAGGUCACAUUCACAUUUUAUGGCCGCAGUGAUAUAAGCAAACAAGUGAAAGCACUUUGUGAGAUAGAAGAAGGUCCCACAUAUGAACUCAGCUUAAAGGGUGAAGCUUCACUUGUGCGCUAUACCAUUGACAAAAAGGAGAUCGACUACGGUCAGCAGUUGUUUGACCAAGUGGCAGAAGCCGUGAUCACAUUGAAAAACACAGGAAGAGUCAAUUUUGAGUUCAACAUUUUAAACGUCCAACUGGCAUCCUCUCCUGAAAACGCCCAACCAGGACUUCCACUUGUCAUCCCUCAAUCUGGUCUUGUUGAGGCACUUACAGAUGUCAAGCUGUCUGUUUAUUACCUUCCUGGAAUCCCCGAGGCUUUCCACAAGAGCUUUGAAGUGCAAGCAUCCUACUUUGAACCUGAAGUUAUUAACCUAAGGGGAGAAGGCAUUUUUCCAAGGAUAUGCCUUGAUUUACCAAGAAAUCUAACAGGUGAUGAGAGAUAUCGACUCCUGUUGAAAGAAGCCAGAGAAUCAUUUGAGACAGAAUCCAAGAAGGAGGAGAUCUACAGUCAAGCCGGAGAGCAGUCUUUAGAUGAGUACACCCCUUCAUAUGACUGUCUUGUCCAGAUGGAGGUGGAGCGGUUACUGAUGAAAGAAUAUGCACUGGAGCAGUGGAGUCUCCAUUCAAACUAUAGUAGAGAUACAAGCAGCUCCCAAAAUUGGCAGAGGAAGUUGACAAAAUGUGAGCUACCAGAGUAUGUUCUGGACUUUGGCUAUGUUAUACAUAACACUUUGUGCACACACAUAGUCAAAGUGACCAACACAGGACUAUUGCCUGUUUCCUUCCAUGUUGAGAAACGCCAUCUGGCCAAUACAGGUUUCAGUACAGAGCUGGACAGAGUGAAAAACCUGCCGUACUGUGAAACUGAAACAUUCGAAGUGAGGUUUGACCCGUGUGGGUCUAGCCUGAAGCUGGGUGAUGUUGACGUCCUCAUGCCCAUACAGGUGGUGGGAGGGCCGGUCUUCCAGGUCCGCUUGCACGCUGUCGUCACCAUGCCCUCCCUCACACUCUCCGCUGACAUGCUUGAGUUUGAUUCCAUCCUGUGUGGACAGUGCCAAGUGAAGACCAUCCAGCUCUACAACCAUCUGCACGUGACGUGUGAGUGGGCAGUGGCUGAGGGGGUAAAGAAGAAAAAAGUGGUUGACAAACACAUUCCUUCUUAUUUACGACGCAAAGGUAAAAACAAAAUCAAAUCGAAACCACAAGUGUUUGAGAUGAUCCCCUCUUCUGGGACACUUCAACCAGGAGAACGUGUCAAUGUUCAAGUUAAAUUCAGCCCAACAGAAGAGAAACUCUUCAAUGAAUCUCUAGUGGUGUGCAUCUCACAGAGCAGUAAUCGCUUGAUGCUGUUGCUUCAAGGGAAUGGCCAGGAACCACAGUUGGAUUUCAGUCCUUCUGUGCUGCAGUUUGGGCCGGUCCUGCCAUACACCUAUGGAGAUGAGCUGGAGGUGACAGUCAAGAAUCCUUGUGCCUUUCCUAUUGAAUUCUACUCAUUGGAGUUUGACAAGCAAUACCUGGAAGAAGAGAAGAUUCUGCAGUUGUUGACAGGGUAUGAUUCUGAGAACAUCCUUCUCCUGCCUCCACGCAACCCUGGGGAGAAGCUUCCUCCUGAGAUACUGGAGUACUUUGAGGAAUGGAAAAGGCAGGAGGAGAGAGGCAAACGUGAAGAAGGUCCCAAGACAGAUGAAAACGAAGAUGGUGCUCCUCUGGAAUCUGGGACCAUUCAAGAGCCUACCACUAUUUCUGGACCUCAAGAGCAGGCUUCAUUCCAGCCUGUAGCCGAAGAGACAGAUGAGGCAUUGAGGGAAGGAGAAAUGACAAAGACACAAAUGGGAGCCUUAAGCACUAGUAACAGGGUGGGAGAAAUCGACAUGACCCCUGUGUCCAAAGCUAAUGCCAGACACAUGGGAGUUGACCUCUCUCUAGAAGGCAGCGCUGCGAGAAACAGAAGAGGCAUCGCCAUCAUUGUACAUGGUGGUCCGCUGUCAGGGAAGACCAGCACAGCAGUAACUCUGGCAAAACACUAUGGUAUACCUUGUUUGAAUAUUGAUGGCAUUGUCCUUGAGGCAGUAGCAAAUGGGAGCACCGUGGCAGGGCUUCAAGCCCGAGAGCUUUGUGCAAAGGCGGCACAAGAGCAGGCGCAGAAGAAGGCUGAGGAGGCAGCUACUCAUGCAAUGGACACUUUGGCCAGUCAGGCUCAAGGUGCGGGUUUCCUCAGUGUGGAAGCAGUAACCAAGCAUACUUCUGAAGGAAGUCAAGCCAGCGAAGGGAAGGUGGGUCCGCACUCUGCAGUCUCCGGACGAAAUAAAGUUAGUACGGCUGGUACCAAAGGAAGAACGGAGCACUCCUUGAUUCAAAAGCAACAUUCAUCUGAACCUACUGCUGCUUCGCAGAGUACAAGCGCUACAGUUACCACUAUGCUGCCCCAACGAAGACUAAGCAUCAGCGUCAGUGUGGCCGGAGAGACAGGACUUCUUAGCUGUGUGCUUCCUGAUGACCUUUUGAUUGAGAUUCUGGCAGAAAGACUUCAGUUAAACGAUUGCCAUCGAGGAGUUGUCUUUGACGGCCUGGAGACUCUUUACUCUCGCUCUCCAUCAAGUGCACUCUAUGUUGUCUUGAAAGCUAUUAACAACCGCAAGUACAUCUACAUGGUUGAGCUCAAACAAGACUAUGUUUCUUUCAAAGCCAGAGAAAAGGCCAAGAAAGAGGAGGAAGAGCAAAUUCUGAAAGAAAAAAUUCAGGCAGAAAAGGUCAGAAUUUCUGAAAUGGAUGAGGAGGAGUAUGAUGCACUUUCAGAAGAGGAGAGAGCCAAAAUUGAUCAAAAACACCUUGAGGGGCUACGGGAGCGGAAACGCAGAGAGCUGGAAAGACUGGCAAAAGAGCAGGAGGAGAAGAGACUACAGGAAGAGCUGGAGAGGCAGAGGAUGGAGGAGGAAAUGAUGAGGAAGAAGAACAGAAAGGGGAAGAAGGAGUCACUGCUGAAAGAGGAGAUGGCCUCUGGCAAAAAGAGUCAGCUUGGUGGGAAACAGGUGCCAAGUUCGGCUGGAGGGCGUGUGGACAAUAAAGGAGAGCAUUCCAUGGCAGAUCGGAAGUUUUCAGUUUUGGAACAUCCAGACAGCUUGCAGACUGAGCGCAGUGAAGCAGAAGAAAUUAACAAAAAGAAGAGGCUGAAGGACAACAAAAUCAUGGCAAUUGAAGAAGCUUCUACACCUUUGGGUGGCCCCGGAUCAUCGGAGGACACCGAAAAACAAUAUCCCUCAGAAAGUGAGAAGCAGCUUUUGCUGAGAUUCAGACUAUAUGAGCAAACCCAAAAGAACAUCUCUGAGACCCUUCAGCACUGGGAUCGGGUACAAGGGAUUCUAGCUUCUGCACUGAGUUUGGAGGAGAACAUGCAGGACACAGAGGAGGCGAGCAACUUAGAACAACAUCCAGUGCAGUCGGGCAAAAGAGGAAGAAAGGAUAGGGAGCGGGAAAAAGAGCGACUGGAAAAGGAGAAAGAGAAAGAGCGCUUAGAGAAAGAGAAGACAGACAGGUUAAAAAUGGAAGGAGAUAUUAAGAUCCACCACUCUCCUGCCUCCAGUCCUUUUGCAGAUGGAGAAAGUGGCAAUACAGCCUUCAAAGAGGGGCUGCAAAAAGGCAGGUGGGAUGUAGGUGUACCUCACAUUGUUUUGUCAGUGACUGGUCAAUCUGAUCCCAGUGGCAAGAAGGUUCUGAGCAGCGGAUGGCUACCCUCCCUCAAUGAGGUAUUAGAUGGCUUGGGUCUGGGCCCAAGUGGCCCACCGAUUCCACCUGCCUCUAUAUUUUCAGUAAUACCGUAUCCACUCAAACGUGCCCCCUUAAGUGGCCGGGACACCCUAAAACAUUUUACUUUAUUGAUGCCAUUAUCAGAGGAGAAUAUUGAGGACAAGAAGGAGCUAGAGGCUGAAGUUGACACAAUUACCUCCAUCUCCUCAGUGAAGGAGGAUCAAGUGACCCCCACCAAAGGUCGAGCAAAGAAAGACAAACCCGAAGCAGGACGCGACAGUCAAAAGGAGAAGGAGAAACACCGUCCUUCAGGCACCAAGAAGAGUGUUCGAGGAAGCGAGACUCGCUCACCUCUGUUAGGAGCACUGACUCCGCUUUCGGAUGCCGACCAAAGCAGUUACAAUUUGGAGACACUCCAAGAAAAAGGAAAUAGGUUGAAUACUUUUCGUUGGAUUGUCCCUGCCAACGGGGAGGUCUGUUUGAAAAUCCACUUCACCUCCAAUUCCGUGGGCCAGUUUGACCAGACGCUGAACUUUGAGUUACUGGGAACCAAACGGCGCUAUCAGCUGUACUGCCGGGGCAUCUGUGCCUACCCAGCAAUUAGCAAAGACCCAAAAACGGUGUUUCCCAGCCGUAGAAAGGUAGCUUUGCCCAAUGAAAUAAUCCAAAAGAAAUACAUUUUGGCAUCUGAGGUAUUUGAGUUUGGUCCAUUGCUCUGUGGAAAAUCAAGAGACAGAUACAAGGAAGGCCGGUACCCGGAAAACAUGGAGAAGUUCACUGUGCAUAAUAACUCCUCGCUGACUGCUGAUGUCCUCUUCUGCCUUCACCAAGACACAAAGGCGACCACAUUUCUAUUGGACCCUCCUUCAAUGUCCCUCAAACCUGAUGAAAAGCAGGUACUGACUGUAUGGGCUUUCCCAACCUCUCCUGGUCUGUUUGAAGAUCGCAUAGUGUGCUGUGUCAAAGAGAACCCAGAACCAGUUAUUUUCAAAAUAUCUUGCCAUGGUGUGCGACCUGAACUGGAACUUGACAGGAAGCAACUACACUUUGAGAAAAUUCUCUUGCACAGAAAGGAGACAAAGACGUUGUAUUUGCGAAACAACAACUUGCUGCCAGUUGCCUGGAAACUUACCGGUUUGGAGUCACUGGGAGAUGAAUUCAUGGUAUCCCAGGAUCAAGGCAUUCUUAUGCCCAAGACUGAAUACGCUCUGCAGAUGCACUUCAGGGCACUGAAGCAAGUCAAUGUGAAGAAGGUCAUCCGGCUGGAGGUGUCUGAUGUGGAUAAUAUCCUUGGCAUCGUCUACACGGAAAACAUUCAAAUCAUGGCAGAGGCAUAUGAUGUAGCUCUAGAUAUAAGUUUCCCAAAAGGUGCAGAUGGGGGACUUGACUUUGGUGUCAUCAAAGUUUCAGAAGAAGCUAAACAGACCCUCAGUUUGAAAAACAAAGGAAAAUAUGAAAUUUCUUACAGCUUCUUACUGGAGACCACUGAGGCAGGAAUGCCUGAACUGAACUCUCACUUCACCAUUCAGCCACAGAAGGGCACCUUAAACCCGAAUGACAGGCCGGCCCAAGUGCAGAUCACCUUCCGUUCUCGCAAAGAGGUGUCCAUUGAGAACAAACCUAUCUUGCGCUGCCAGGUAAUUGAGCCAAAUAUCUCCGAAGGUGGAGAGACCAUUGCCAGUAUCCCGGUGAAGCUCUCUAUCCAGUCCCUCUUCACUAGAUAUGCCUGCGUCCCAACCAAUGACCUCAACUUUGGCUCCAUGAUGUAUGGCACCAGGAAAAUACGGACUUUCACAAUUGAGAACAAGGGCGAGUUUGAAAUUAAGUAUGCAAUCUUCAAGAUGAACAAAGAUGUACCUGGCCAGCCUCAGAAAAAAAGUGGUCCUGGCAACAAACGUGUUCGCUCACGUGAAGGAUCUGUGUCUGGGAAAUCUGUGUCUGUCAGCAAAUCUAAGCGCAGCGAGUCUGUUCAGAGAGACAUGGGCACCGCACAGGUAAGAUUCACUCUGGGAGUGUUCACAGUAUCCCCAGGAUUUGGAACAAUUCCAGUCGGAGGUCAACAAGUAAUAACAGCGGAAUGUGUAAUGGAGCAAGUUGGGAAAUGUGAAGAAUUAUUGGCCAUCGACAUUUCGGAUCGAGAUCCUGAAGAUCAUCCUAAUGGAAUUCCUUACAAGCUCGUGACAGAAGGAUGUGUACCAGGGAUCAUUGUACAUGACAUCCCAUCUAUCUUUGAAGAGCACAGAAUCUGUAAGAACAUUGACUUGUACCAGUGCCUGCAGACUGUUGACUCAGGUGGGAUCUUUGUGGAAGAUGAAAGUAAAUUUCUCUUUAUCAACACCCUGGUGGGGCGGCAAGCCAAAGCCCAGUUUAAAAUCAUCAACUCAGGAAAAAUCCCCUGUGAUGUGUCACUUUACGUCAAGCCCAUUUCCAGCAAAUCUGCCUCACGGAUUAUUGACAUUUUUGAAGUGGAGCCACCCAAGAUGACCAUUCCAAGCCACUCGCACUCUUUUGCAGUUGUGACCUUCUCCCCUCAGACCAUGCAGAGCUAUCAGUGCAUAUUUGAAGCCAUAGUUGAAGGAUACUUCAGCAACAUUUCAAGACCCAAAAGCCUAACAUUUGAUAUUACUGGGGAUGGAAAUCUGCCGCAAGUGACAGUCUUGCGCCCUGUUAUCCGAACCAGGAGUGGAAACCCACUUGUCCUGUUCAGUCGUCUACUGUUGGGCCAGACAGAGAAGCAACCAUUAGUGCUGAAGAAUGAAGGCACACUUCCAGCACAGAUAAACAUUGAUCUAGUGGAUGAGAAUGGAGUAUUUAUUCUGAAUCCAGCCCCAGGCACCCAGUGUGUUUACUUCACGCCUAAUCGUAGAGAAGAGGAGAGAAUGGUCUCAGUGAGAAAUACGCACACUGCCUCCCUCAUUCUGACUCCUGGACAGAUGGCAGAGUUUGGAAUUUCAUUUACUCCUUCAACAGUCCAGCGUUACAGUGGAUCUCUGCACCUUCUGGUGGUUGACAAUCAAUAUGAAGAUAGCGUGAUCCAAAUAGUUGGUGAGGGAUACCAAGAUGAGUUCACUCUGGAUAACAUCUACAGGCCAAAAAGCAGUGACAAGAUGGAGAUCACAGACGUACCUGUAGAUCAGGACACAGUCGAAGCCAAACGUUUAGACCACAUUCAGUUUGGAGACUGCCAUGUAGGGAAGGCCUAUCAGGAGACCUUCACAAUGACCAACCGUACCAGCGCUGACACGAUACGCUUUGAAUGGCCAGCAGAUAUCAAUCAGCUCAAAUUCUUCCCACAGAUGGGUCACGUUCAUGCUGGAUGUUCAAAGAAUGUGACAGUAACCUUUAAAUCUGAAAACCCAGUGUCAUUCAGCUCGCAGACUGUGAAGUGCAAAAUCAGUAAGAUAACAUUUCAACAACCAGUGGAUAAAGUACCAGACUGGGAUACCCGGCUACGGACUGUUAAAUGGCUAGAUACUGGAAAAGAAUCGGGAACUCCUCGAGCAGCCAAGAAGAAGGUGGUUGAGACCGAUCCUGAACCUGCGCACACCAUACUGGAGAACACGGCUCGUGAGCUGGUGCUACGCGUCAGUGCUGUCUGCGAUUUUGUGCAGUUCAAGUGCAAAUCUGAAACCAUUCAUUUUAAAGAUACCCUCCUGUUCCAGACAAGAGUUGUUGAAUUUCAAAUUACUAAUACUGGCAACAUCCAGUUAGAGUACUCCUGGCAUAAAUUAAUGGAGACCAAUGAGAAAGCUGUCAGCUUGUCUAAUAUGCGCACAGACUCAGUUGAAGUAAUCUCUGCUGUGCAAAUGCCUGGAACACGGCCUGGAAGUCGUGCAGUCAGCCUACCUGCAAGUGCAAUUGAGAGUGUCUCAUCCUUGGCUUCUAGUGAUCAGGACUUUAUGCCUUUUACCAUUGAACCCCAGAUUGGAGUAAUUGACCCCGGAAAUAAACAAGGUUUCUUGAUUAAGUUUUCUCCCACUGAAUUAGGCGAAUAUGAGGCACGACUUAUUUGCAGUAUCCCAAAUCUGAUGAACGCUCAAGGACCUACAAUUGCUGUGAAGGGUCGAAGCCUUCUACCAUAUUGCCAUUUUGAUUUGGAAGAUUCUGACUAUAUCCGCAGUAACAAAAGGAAUCCUGAGAUGCGGGGUCCUCACGGAGCUCCUCCAAGAGCUGCUCUGGAUACCAACACCAGAGUUAUUGAGUUCUCAUCAGUUGGGCUCACAACAUCUAUGUCCAGGACCUUCACCAUAAUGAAUCCCACUAGCUCAUCUUAUACCUUCCAGUGGAAGUGUGAAGAUCCAGUGGACAUGAAGGUGCAACCUACUUUUAAGUGCCUUACAGAGAAAGGCAAUGUCAGUGCACAGAAGAAGGCUGAGAUCACUUUUGAGUUUCACCCUCAAAAACUUGAAAUCACUGAGUCUUUCUGGAGCUUCUUGAUUCCGGAACAGAAUAUCCUCGUACCUUUUCUUUUGGUGGGAAGGACAAGAGAGCCUGUGGUGUCCUUGGAUCGGUCCCACCUAAACUACAAGUCUCUCCUCAUAGGCCUGGAGGCUCGGGAGACUGUGUACCUGGUGAACAAUGAAGAUGUGGACUUUGCAUUCUCUUUUCAAGAAAAUUCCCGGUACUCUGAAGGCUUUGUCGAGAGCCUAGAUGUGAAUCCAAUGGAAGGGUCUGUGCCACUUCACAGCAGAAUCCCAGUGGUAAUCUCUUACAAGCCAACUCAUGAAGGGCGAGUGAACUUUAAUUUACUAUGCAAUGUAAAAAGGAAAAGCCAACCUUUGACACUUAAUGUGAAGGCAGAAGCUUAUUCGAUGAAUGCCAACGUUCAGUAUGAGAACUCAGAGGGGACAGUUACUGAGCUCAGUCCAGACAGAGAGAACAACAUCAGCUUCAGCCAGGUGGGACUUAAUGAGAAGAUAUCCAUUGACUUUCACGUAUAUAACACUGGCAGGUUUAUUCUGGAAUUCCACUGGGAGUUCUGGGGACCUGAAGAUGUGCUGCAGUUUCUGAAAAUGCAACCAGAAAAUGGGAGUGUGCAACCAGGGAUGCAGGCUCACUCAACACUGGUCUUCUGCCCCCAGCAUAAAUGCACAUUGAAGAAAACUGGACUGAAGCUAAAAAUUCAGAAUGGGCCCACUUAUAGAUGCUUAUUUGAUGGAGCUGGUGUACCUCCAGGGGUUCAUUUUUCUUUUACCAAAUAUGACUUUGGACCAAAUUUCAUCUAUCAUGCUGGCAUGGUCCCAUCUACACAAAAACUGUGCAUUACAAAUAAAGGAGACAAAGAGGCCAGAAUUGAGUGUCUAUUCUCAAGUACUGCACAUUUAGAAGUGGACUGCCACACCGAGGUCCUGCUUCCCAGUAGUGUCCUGGAGAUUCCUAUAACCUUCUAUCCAAGAGAACCCAUCAUGUAUCAGGAUAAAAUCAUCUUUGACAUCAAUGGAUUCAGCCAGCAGACUGUGGAGAUUCUUGGCCAGGGCACAGAGAUGAAGGUUGAAGUUGAGGAUGCAAAACAUAAAAUUGUGAAUCUGGGAGCUUUACGGACUGGAGAGACAGUAAAGAAGGUCAUUCCUGUGGUCAAUAAAAGCCUUGCUCCUGUGAACUUUGUCCUGGCCCUGACUCAACAGACGUUACUCGACUCUAAGGUAUUAUGUGUCAAUCCAUCAGGUAAUAUAACACUAAAACCCCUUGGUGGCCGCUGUUUGGUGGAAAUAAUAUUUGCACCCAAGCGUCGAAUGGCCACUUUCAUGGAUGAAGUGAUGAUGGAUAGCAGUGGAAUUCUGCGCUCUUUGUUUGCACUACGUGGAAGUUGCCAGGGAAUGGAGAUCAACUUGGAUCAGGACUACAUCCCGUUUGGUGCAGUUGCUCAACGCAGCCAGGCUACCCGCAGAUUAGUAAUGCAAAACACAGGAGAUAUUGGUGCCAGUUUUAAAUGGAAUAUCAACAGUUUUGCUCCUGACUUUGCAAUUCAACCAGAGCAAGGAUAUAUCUCACCUGGCAUGGAAGUGACCUUUGAAGUGACCUUCUCUCCAAAGGAAUUAAGUCAAGAUAUCCGCUAUGAUAAUUUGUUCUGCUCUAUUGAAGGGGGCAAGCCCCUCAAACUGACUCUGGCAGGUUCUUGUGUCAGUGCAUCUGUAGUCAAGGAGGUUGUACAUUUUGCAUGCCAGGUCAGAAGUCGUCAAACCCAAACCAUCACCUUGUCAAACAAAACAAAUAAGCAUUGCACUCUGCAGCCUGUGAUAGAAGGAGAAUACUGGAGUGGACCUCAAGCUUUCACCAUUGAGCCUCAACAGAACAAACCCUACGAAAUCACAUAUAGACCCCUCACCAUGACAACAGAUGGGAAAAAGCAUCAGGGUACAGUGUUCUUCCCUUUUCCUGAUGGUACAGGACUACUUUAUGUGCUUCAAGGCACUGCUGAUCCUCCAAAAGCCAUAAGUACCAUCACACGGGAGGUGCCCUGCAAGACACCCUACUCAGAGCUGCUGUCUAUUAGCAACUGGCUACCUAAGCCACAGAGGUUCCGCGUUAAUAUAGAAUUGAUUAAACCAGAAAAAAUGGAUGCUACUACCCAGUUGAAGGGUUUAGACUACAUUGAUGUUCCUGCAUCAGCAAAGAGGGACUACAAGCUUUCUUUUUUCUCUUACAAGGAAGGGACAUUCAGUGUUAAGGUUACUUUCAAGAAUGAAACAACACAGGAGUAUCUUUAUUAUCUUGUCAGUUUUAAAGCUACACCUCCUACAGCCAUUGGUACCAUUGAGAUGAUUGCGGUGGUGCGACAAAGCGCCUCGGCCACAGUGAGAGUGGAGAACCCCCUGCUGAUUCCUGCAAACUUCCUUAUUGAGUGUAAACAUUCGGAUAUCAGUGUCCCAUCUCAGCUCACUGUGCCUGCACAAUCAGAGGGUUCCAUGAUGUUUGAGUACCAGCCAUUGAAGUCAGGAGAGUUCACCGCUCGUCUAACGCUAACAAACAGUGACCUCGGUACCUUUCAUUAUGACCUUACCCUGAAAGCCAUGCCUGCUGGACUGGAGAAGCCCCUCUAUUUCCGUACCAGUCUUGGAAGCAGCCAGGCUCAGAUGGCCAGGUUUAUAAAUUUCUCACGGCAGAAAGUGGAGUUCGGCUGUAAGAUUGACAGUCCAGACUUCUUGGUAGAAAAGACCAUCAAUGCAGCAGCUGGUUCUCAAGGGGGUUCUGAGGUUUGUGUAGAGGUUUGCUUUGAGCCUUGCCACCUUGGAGAGACCCAGGGACUUCUGACUAUUUCCUCUCCAAUUGGAGGAGAAUAUACAUUUCCACUUUUUGGCACUUGCACAACCCCCAAAGCACAAGGACCAUUUAUUAUUCGGGCUGGUUCUAGUACUUCCAUACCUUUUAAGAACAUCUUCCAACAGACUACCACCUUUUCCUUCCAGGUGGACAACCCGUUCUUCUCAGUGAAGCCUACGGAAACCAUACGUUCUAAGAAAACACACAGCAUUACUGUCUCCUUCGAGGGUAACCCUAUUGAAUCUAAGACACCCAUAACUUGCAAAAUGCUUGUUUCUUGUCCCCGCUCUGAAGGAGUGGGUCAAAGCAUCACAUGGGUUUACUACUUAAGGGGUAUAACUCCUGAAGGAGGACAACGAGAAAAAUCUCAGUAAAAGGGGAAGGCAUGCAUCUUGGGCUCUCAAACUUUUGGUGGUAGUUCUAAACAACACUGAAAGCCCAAACAGACUAGCCUUGAUGCAGAAAACAGUAAAAGGUCUUCUGGUGUUUAGAAAAGUUCAAUAUAAAGCAUAUUCAGAAACUUGGAGUACUGUAUAGACGAUUUGAUUAUCCUUUUCUAUACUGGGUUUUACCUAUUGUUCAGUUUGUAUUCAUAUCAUAUUUCAUUUCUGCUUGUAGUAAUGAAAUAUUUAAUCAACUGUUUUAAAUAUUAAAAAGAAUUGUAAUUUGUAUUUAUAUUACUUGAUGCCUAUAUUAUAACAAUAAUAGUGACUGCUAUUUCAUUUGUAUCGGAUG
Molecule: messenger RNA, 15794 nt
Organism: Polypterus senegalus (gray bichir)
Lineage: Eukaryota; Metazoa; Chordata; Cladistia; Polypteriformes; Polypteridae
Gene: hydin
Product: HYDIN axonemal central pair apparatus protein
Exons: 85
Coding region: 77-15433 (5118 amino acids)
Biological process (GO): axonemal central apparatus assembly; cilium movement
Cellular component (GO): axoneme
Source: RefSeq, a predicted model, not a curated record